AAAAAGUCAACAAACAUUUCAAAGGUUUACAUGGAAAAAAUGGAUUGUGGCGAAUUGAAAGAAAAUAAAAAAUACGCCGUUGUAAAAUUCUUCUCUGAUAAUAGUUAUUCUGAAAUACCAACAGCGUGGCUUGUAAUAAAUGGAGAUAAGGAGCUGUGCUGGUGGCCGCCCCGAACAGCUAACGCUUCAUUGUUAAUAACAAACUGCACAAGUCCUACUUAUGAUUCGUGGAAUCUACACGAAGUUAAAAUAGUAAAAUACUGUUCUUCUCUUGAAUCUGCUAGAAAAAGUGCAGCUGAUGCCUCUUAUCAAACUACUGAUGAGGAACGAUUAGGACGUGGAAAAAGACAACAUGUAUUUUACAAUCGUUAUAGCAGCGACGAAGAGUAUAGUGAUACUAAUGCAAACUGCGUAUCUCGCAAGGCUAAAAAAAAAGUGGUUAACACAAGCGCUAAACUGUCUACCGUACCAUCAUGUCCCGACAAGUUUAUGUUAAACGAUAUUUACAAUAAUAAUAAAUCUGUAGACAUUAUAAAUAAUAAUGAUGCAAGAAGUGAUACUACUGAAGCUUCCGUAUCGCAACAUUAUAGUGAAAAAAGAAAGAAUUCUUCUGUGAAACCUGAUAACGUGCAAUUUAAUAUUGCAGAUGUGCCGAUAAUAAUAGAAGACUAUGUUCCAUCUACUAAAGUACGCGAAGAAGCAGAAGAGGACUCUAAUAUAAAAAAAUAUUUUAAGCAAUUACUGCGGAUGCAGGCAACAGCAAAUUUAUUCUUAGAAGACAUUAAGCAACGUGUAAGCAGGCUCGAGGAUGCAAUAAAAAGUAGUGCCGUUACAAUGAGAAACAACAGCGAUGAUAGUCUUAUAGCACAAAUAUUACCUCUUAGCUCUAUUGAAAAUAUAAAAGAAUUCGAGUCUUUACUAAAGAACACUGAUGAAGCGGUAAUGCAAUUUAAAGAAUUUUUACUAAAAAUUGGAGGCAAUAAUUUAAGAGAUACUAUUCAUCGCACUUUAUCAAAAGUAUUUACGAAUGAUUGUGCACUAAAGUGUUCCUGGAAAGGAAUACGAAAUAAUUUUAAAGUUUCAGAUUUAUAUUUCGUUAAAAUUAUGCGAAAAAUUAUUUUACAACAUUCACCUAUGACGGAGACGGAAUUCGACAACAUCGUAGCUGAAUGGCUACGUUUCGCAAAGCAAAGAAAACGAAGAGAAGAGAAAGGAAAAGAUAUAAUAGAAUGUGGACAAGGCACAGUAAUUAAUUCAUAA
Messenger RNA from Pseudomyrmex gracilis, 1260 nucleotides. RefSeq lists its product as uncharacterized. The coding region runs from base 31 to 1260 and encodes 409 amino acids. Lineage: Eukaryota; Metazoa; Arthropoda; Insecta; Hymenoptera; Formicidae. The transcript has 9 exons. The record is from RefSeq and is a predicted model, not a curated record.